AUGAUGGAAGAAACUAGUGUGAUUGAAAAUAGCGACGUUCUUACGAGUUCAGGCAACGCCACGGAUUUUCUGAGACGGGGGUUCAAGAUGUACCCAAUUAAGGAGGUGAACAUGUUGAAUAAGUACAUGGCACAGCACACACAGAACCCUAAUAAUUUCCACAAGGGAACGACAACGCUGGGAUUCGUGUUCGACCACGGAGUCAUUCUCGCAGUGGACAGCAGAGCCUCCAUGGGACCAAUAGUGUCGACGCAGAACGUGAGCAAGGUGAUAGAGAUCAACUCGUACCUGCUGGGGACGAUGGCAGGAGGAGCGGCAGACUGCUCGUACUGGGAGAGGCACCUGGCGAAGCUGUGCAGACUCCACGAACUGAGAAAUCAGUCGAGGAUUUCAGUGGGCGCCGCCUCGCAGAUCCUGGCUAACAUAUUCUACUACUUUAAGGGGUACGGGCUCUCAGCGGGAACGAUGAUUGCAGGCUACGAUUUAAACGGGCCUGGCCUAUACUACGUCAGUAAUGAUGGAGAGAGGAUGAAGGGAAGGCUGUUCAGCGUUGGCUCAGGGUCCAUGUUCGCAUACGGAGUCAUUGACGAGGGAUACAGAUCGAAUAUGACGCUCCAGGAAGCUGUAGAGCUGGGAUCGAGAGCAAUAUAUCAGGCAGCGCACAGGGACGGGUACUCGGGAGGAGUUGUUAACCUAUACCACGUGCACAAGGACGGAUGGACUAAGUUGAUUGACCGUAAAGACGUUAACGAAAUACAUUACCACUACGCACAAGUGAAAGGAAUGCCCGGAGACGCUAUGUAA
This is a messenger RNA of Theileria orientalis strain Shintoku, 804 nucleotides long. RefSeq names its product proteasome subunit beta type. The transcript has 7 exons. The record is from RefSeq and is a predicted model, not a curated record. Gene Ontology annotation, cellular component: proteasome core complex. Gene Ontology annotation, molecular function: threonine-type endopeptidase activity. NCBI's taxonomy places the organism in Eukaryota, Apicomplexa, Aconoidasida, Piroplasmida, Theileriidae. Bases 1 to 804 code for a protein of 267 amino acids.